Molecule: messenger RNA, 1950 nt
Organism: Glossina fuscipes
Lineage: Eukaryota; Metazoa; Arthropoda; Insecta; Diptera; Glossinidae
Exons: 14
Biological process (GO): cGMP biosynthetic process; intracellular signal transduction; receptor guanylyl cyclase signaling pathway
Molecular function (GO): guanylate cyclase activity; peptide receptor activity
Source: RefSeq, a predicted model, not a curated record
AUUAAAAUGUUAUGGGUACCAAGUCACAUCGGUUUACAAAUUGAUAAAAUGUCCGUCCACUCGAUUAGCUCAGAGGAUAUAUCUACGGCCGUCGAAGCAAAAUGCUGUAGCGCAGAAGCUCGAAAUCCAGCAAUAAAGACGGGACGACGUUUGCAGCUUAUGCAGAUGAUAAUACUUCCAUUUAUACCAAUAUUGGCGUUGAUUGUGCAAACAUCAGUAACGCUGCAAGAAAUACUUGACUAUAAGGCAGAAGUCGCUGAUAUCGAAGCUCAGGUAACAAUUGCCACAGACUUAGGAAAAGUCGUUACACGCCUUCAGUUGGAACGAUCAGAAGUGGCAUUUUUUAUAUUCGCAAAUGGUAGCGAAGAACGAUCAAAUCUUACGCAACGUUUUACGGUAACUGAUCAGGCACUCAAUAAUAUGACUACAUGGAGUGAGGUAAGCGUACCGACUUCUCCCGAUGAUGAUGACGAGGAAGUGCUUCUUAAUCGAACUGAGUUCCAAAAUCGUCUAAAUGAAUUCAGAGAGCGAAUACUUUCCGAACCAGAAGACAAUUCAGUUACGGACGUUAUGAACUGGUAUACAUCGAUUAAUAAAGCUUUACUCCAUCACCUAUCAGAACAAAUUAAAGAGGCCGAUAACAGCGGUGUUUGGAGAUAUUUAGUGGGAUUUAAGAAUCUUCUUAAGAGCAUCGAAUGUCAAAAUAUUGCUUCUUCUUUUGGUAUCAAGUACUACGGGCGAGGCUUUUUAGGUUCGGACGCGUUUGUCUCUUAUAUACGUUACGAUUUUUUGGCACGUGAAUUAAUCAAUUCGACUCUUAAUUACGUGCCAUCAUUGAAGCCAAUGUACGCUAAUAUUACAAAAACAGCAAAAUAUAAAAAAAUGAAAAGAAUGAGUGCCAUUGUAUUGAAAAAUAAACCAAAUGUCGCAGAUAAACAGAACGCCAUGGAAUAUUACGAUUCAAUGCAUAAUUACACGGACGACUUAAGGAUAUUGCAAAAGGAUUUGCGUUACAAAAUUAAAGAAUACGUGGAUAGCACUCUUUACGAAGCAGCCAAUAAAGAAGCCAUUGGAAUUGCGAUCCUAGUUGUUGUUCUUUGCGUAUCACCGGUUAUUAUUAUUUUGGUAAAAAAUGCCGCAGCCACUAUUCAGAUGUACGCUUUGAAUUUAGCUCAGAAAGCUAAAGAACUGAAGCGUGAAAAACGUAAAAGCGAUUCAUUGCUCUUUCAAAUGUUACCUCCCAGCGUCGCCAUGCAAUUGAAGCAUACUCAACAGGUACCCGCUGAACUUUAUGAAUCGGUUACAAUCUAUUUUAGCGAUAUCGUUGGUUUCACAGAAAUCGCUGCAAGAUGCACGCCCUUAGAGGUGGUCACUUUUUUAAAUUCUAUUUAUCGAGUAUUUGAUGAACGAAUCGAAUGUUACGAUGUCUAUAAAGUGGAAACAAUUGGCGAUUCCUACAUGGUCGCAUCUGGAUUACCGGUGAAAAAUGGAAACAAACAUGUUUGCGAGAUUGCAACAAUGGCUCUUGAUUUGCUGGACGCUUCGACAUUCUUUAAAAUACCACGUUCAACGGAGUCCUUGCAAAUACGUUGUGGAGCACACACAGGGCCUGUGGUAGCGGGUAUUGUUGGUACUAAAAUGCCGCGAUAUUGCUUAUUUGGUGAUACGGUAAAUACGGCUUCACGUAUGGAAUCAACAGGUGAAGCACAUAAAAUUCAUAUUACCGAAGAAAUGAAUGAAUCCUUAAUGAGAAUAGGAGGCUUUAAAACAGAGCACCGAGGCCUUAUCGACGUAAAGGGCAAAGGACUAAUGAGCACUUAUUGGCUGACUUGUAAAGAUGGUCCUGUCAAAAUCCGUGAAGAGAUUUCUUGGUUUGCGGACAUGCAACCUGUCUUUUUAGAAAAUCUAAAAUUAGAUACUCCAUACAAAAGCAGUAAACAAAAAAAAUGA